CAACUAUGGGAAACAAUUAGUUUCAAGUUGGUCCAUGCAUACUUUAUUCAAAUAGAAAUGCUAUCGGCCAUCAGUUUUACCCAAGUUUUCAUGCAGAGAGUUGAUCAGAAUGCAGAUAUAGAACUCCUUAAAUUGGGCAUUCAGUGAAGUUUUUUUUUCUUCAAAAUCAGGUGAAACCUGCCGCUUAAAGCUUCCAAUAAAAUUGGAGGGACCUUGAGUCGUGAUGAGUGCUGAGCUGAAGAAGGACAAAAAAGACAAUGAUAAUAGGAAGAAGAAUAAGAAGAAGAAAGGCAAGAAGAGGAACGAUGGUAACAUAGACGACCUUCAGCAAGACGUCGAUCAGGUUGCGGAGAUCAUGGUGACUAAUAUUGACAAGCUACUGGAGAGGGGAGAUAAGCUAGAAGAUUUGAUGGAGAAUGCUGAGGAUCUAGAAGCUCAGGCAAAAGGCUUCCAAGUUGUCACAAAGAAAGUGAAAGAAAAUGAGAAAUGGAAAUACAGAAAAACAAAGAUCUGCUUGGCGCUGAUAAUCUUCUUCAUUUUGAUAGCCGUUGUAGCGAUUAUCCUAUUGAUAGUAAAGCCAUGGUAGUAAUGCCAGAAUACUCUCCUGUGUUUCUAAACCACCCAAAGGAUCCAUCCAUGGAGCGCCCUCUUGUGUCAUAAUAUUUAAAGGACAGCAAAACCGGGCAAUGUGGCGUGCACCUGUGAUCUGUAUCCUACAUGGUGAAAGUUACAAAUUGAUGCAGAGAUUUGGGCUUGUCAGAUCCUUCGAAUGGUGACGUUAAAGAUAAAUGCCAGUUGUGGCAACGAUCUCUAAAUGAGUACUUUCAAACAGAAUCUAAUAAAAUGUCCGACCACCCAAGUGUUUGUAUGUAUAAAUAAAAAUCAUGUGCCAAAUGGCUCUGGAAAAAGAUGUGUAAUUGCUCAGAAUUGAGCAAAAUAAGCACAGAAUUUAAUGUGUCGGGUAUUAUUCCAAAUAAUAGUAAUACACUGUCCCACAUAAUUAUGCCUUUUUGUAUUGGUGAUCAUCAGAAUUAUCGGUUUUCAGCUAAGAUUUCAUGAUUUUUUCAAGAUAAGUUCCAGAACUAGACCUACGAUAAUAUGGUGGCAUUUAACCUUGAUUUUGAAGACUUUCUCAUGAAAUAAUUAUUUGCUGCAACUACUUUCUUUUAGUUUGAAAGGUUGGCCCCAGAUGUGGAUAAUCAUAUCUGAGUGAUACAUAUGUUAAAAAACUCAAUUACAUUCACUAAUGCCAUAUGAAAAUAAGAAAGCAAAAUCAGGGCGUUUUGCCAGUACGUGUUGCAUUUUCUAAUUUCGCUUCUUCCAAAGAGGUUAACUUCAUAGCGGCGUCUAGUGCCAAAAUGUUGAAAUGACAGCUGUAUGAAGAAUGGUGGAAAACUCAGGGUCUUUGAUGAUGCACUGAUUGCACUACAGUCACACCUAUGAAACUGACUCCAGGCAAAGAUACUACAAGAAGAAGAUCGGACACGCAGGCGAUUUAUUGAAACGCUCCCAAACGCCAUAAAAAUGCCCAUGGGGAAGGAUGCCCACUAGCUUUGAGUAAGUAAACCCAUCGCACAUCGACACGCGGCUGUGUAUAAAACAUAUGGGAGAAAUGAGAGAGGAGCCUAUGGAGAGGGCUCAAGGGUGGUGCAUGGGAUUCAUUCCACCCUUUUUUACCCAGAAACCUCUGAAAUGUAUUCAUCUUUAAUUCAAGAAAAAAAAAAUGAUUGAAAACAAUUUUUUAAUGUAAAAAUCGUCUUUUCCUUCAACCCUUCACCAUUUCUCUCAUACAUGUACGUUAUGUACACAACCAUCUCGCGAUACGCAAAAUCAAAAAAAGGUUGUUACAUCAAAGCUGAGGUUCGCUCCUCCCGAGUGUUUCAUUAGUCGGUCUAUGUACUGUCCGAUCUUCCCCUCCAGGCAAAACCGAUGAUAUGUCAUUGGUAAAAGCAUAAAAGCUUUUGUUGGCUUGGUAUCAGUUUUGCCGGUGUGACUAUAGCGUUAACACAUAUACCACAGAGGCUGUCUUCAUUAGAGAACUGCCAAUAUUAGAGCUUUCACAGCUCGGACACUGGGGAUUUGGUCAUCAAUGCAAGUGCAACCAUGACAUAAAUUAGCUCAGGUUUGUCCAGUUGUUUUCAAAGAGCUCCUCACAAUCGCACAAAAUGCUGAUGGAGCAACCUUGAAUAGUAGAAUGUUAAAGAAUACAUACAGUGCGCUUUCUUAUUCGUGAAGCACCGAUUUUUUACUCUAUUAUAAUGAUAAUAAUAAUGAAAUAUGUCAAGUUAUAUAGCACAGUUGCUAUGUGCAUAUAUACUCAACUGCACUUUGAUACUUGGUAUCAUACUAUUACCCUGGCUGUAGCUAAGCCGCCUUAUUGAUUGAUGCUUAAGUGUUCAAGGAAUAAAUCCUACUGGGUACCCAUUCACCUCACCUGGGUCGAGUGCAGCACAAUGUGGAUAAAUUUCUAAUAUUCUAAUACUGGAAGAUUAUCCUGUGGGACACCAUGCCAAUGUCUGCAGAUGUACUUUGAGAAUAUGGUUUGCUAAGACUAUUAAAUGCAUUACACAAAUGUGGUUUCGAUGGGCCACAAAAGGAUUGUUUAGACUUGGUUCAAAGCUCAGUGAUAAAAACUCGGCCAAAUUUUGUGUACAAGGUAAAUGAGAUUGGUAUGUUAGUAAUACAAGGAUAUAUUACGGAAAAAAAAUUAACUAUAUAACUAACUUUAUAACUAAUUCUUUGGUAACUGAUAUAAGUAGGGUGACAUGCAUUGACAAUUCAUCUGAACUAAAAAGCAC
Molecule: messenger RNA, 2798 nt
Organism: Lytechinus variegatus (green sea urchin)
Lineage: Eukaryota; Metazoa; Echinodermata; Echinoidea; Temnopleuroida; Toxopneustidae
Product: vesicle-associated membrane protein 5-like
Exons: 5
Coding region: 224-586 (120 amino acids)
Biological process (GO): vesicle-mediated transport; vesicle fusion
Cellular component (GO): SNARE complex; plasma membrane
Molecular function (GO): SNAP receptor activity; syntaxin binding
Source: RefSeq, a predicted model, not a curated record